UUCUUUCCUCAAUUCUUGAGCAUGCAGUUUGUUCGCGUCUUUACGUACAUUGCUUCUUGUCUCUCUGUAGCUCGUGCUUUUAGCGUGACUGUUGGGACUCCCACUCAAUGUGAUCCUCUCAAGAUUUCAUGGACUGGUGGGCAAGCGCCGUUUGAAAUACACUUAACUCCCUCUUUAAAUCCUUAUCAGAACGUAUCUGUACCAGCAUCAGCCUUUAAGAAUGGCGUAGGCUCUUAUUCAAUAUCAGAGUUGUCGUUGGCGUCGGGAACAAAGUUUCUACUCACCAUGUCUGACGCCACCGGAUUUGGUUCGGGUGGGACAACAGAUCAAUUAACUGUUGGGAAUUCUGGAAAAAAUGAUUGCAACAUUCAAGAUUUGCCACCUCCUUACAUGUUCUUCUUGACUCCAACUCCGAGUCCGAUGACGCAAUGCAGUCAAUUUACCAUCUCGGUCAAUAGCAGUGCAGCUGCUGCCAAUGGUGCAGUCCUGCCCAUUACUAUUGCGCAACUUAUUCCUGGCGGACAACCAACCAUAUUCUAUUCCAAUGAAGACACUUUUACGUCAGUUAUCGAUGUUACAGGAGGGACGAGCCUCCUGUAUUUUGUCACCGACUCCAAGGGCAGACAAGGUGGGGUCUCUGGGUUCCAGCAGGUCUUAAAGUCGAGUAAUUUUACGUGCCUAAGCGCCAACUCGCCGUCAUCCACUGCAGGCAUAUCAGCCACAGCCACGUCCACGGCUUUGCCAUCAAGUGGUUCAUCAAGCAAGGUUGCUCUUAUCGCAGGCGCGGUCGGCAGUGCGGUGGUCCUUACUGCAUUGGUCAUCCUCGGCAUGUGCCUGUGGCGUAAACGGAGAGCAUUCCGUAUUCAGCCUUCUAAAAAAACUUAUUUUCAACUGCAGAAUACAGACGAAGUCAGUCUUUACAGUGACGCUCUGCCAUCGCCAUCAUCAUCACCAUAUCCUGUCAGCUACCUUAGUUCAUUUAUUCAACCUGGAUCACAGCCAAUCCCUCACGCAGACUCUGCUGUCUAUGGAGGCAUUCAAAUGUCAGACAUGACACCCGUCGAGCAUAUGGCUGUGAGGGCUCGACUAGCACCACCGUUACCACGGAAGAGAGACCCUGUCCACUUUUCUUCACCCGUUGAACCUGGAUCCCAAUCAAUUUCUACCACUUCCGGCAACGUCACAGUUAGGGAUCCUCCCGCGCUCUUCCAUGUUGAGAGACAAACUUCCCCCGACACAGACAGCUUAGCUAUGCACGGAGCGUCUGGAAGUCAAUCUAUGGCAUCGGCUAGCGCGCAAACAGCCUAUCAACCUCCUAUUCAAAUCAUUGUGCAUACCGACGCUGAUGAUGUCAUGCCAGACCGCAAUGGUUUGGUUGAACUUCCGCCGCAGUAUUCAGAUCAUUGGGAAAACCGUACUUUGGAAUCCAAGUCUGCGUCAUGAUUACGUACCCACAUUCUUGAUUCUUCGGACGUGGGUAUACCUGUAGUGCGUUCGUUUGUGCAUGAUUUUUUUGGUUUGAGUGUCUUGUCUUGAUAAUGAAGUACAUGGGCAUCGUGCUCCUACUUUGAUUUUGUCCCUCUGUGAUAUGUGUCUCAUGAUAUAUCAAUAAUAAUGACGUGUACUUUAGUGAAGCACUGGAACAUUUCCUAGUAGGAUACAAGUAUAUUCGGUCAUUGCUGUACUACAAGAGCAGACUUUCGUACACUAGAUUUUACCUCAAUCACCCGUGCACGUGACGCAUCACGCGUGACUCCUUGCUCUGAGCGUUG
Suillus fuscotomentosus is the source of this 1772-nucleotide messenger RNA. RefSeq lists its product as uncharacterized. Bases 22 to 1443 code for a protein of 473 amino acids. NCBI's taxonomy places the organism in Eukaryota, Fungi, Basidiomycota, Agaricomycetes, Boletales, Suillaceae. The transcript has 5 exons. The record is from RefSeq and is a predicted model, not a curated record.